UGGGAUGCUCUUUUGCCUGGAGAUAUUUCUCUCCUUCUACCUGUUGACCGUCCUCCUAUCCUGUUGGGAGAACUGGAGGCAGAAGAAGAAGACUCUUCUGCUGACCACAGACCAAACCUGCCCAGAAGGUGGUCACCUUUGGGUCCUGGCUGAUUCCUUUUCUGGAAGCUCUUAUGAGGGUUAUAACUAUGGCUCUUUGGAGAAUGGUUCCAGAUCCACUGAUGCUUUGUUUGACAGUGGAUCUCUCUUACAGUUACCAUGACCGCCCCUUUUAUCCAGUGGGUACUCGGCCACAGCUGGACUCCAUGAACUCCUUGGAAGAGGAUGACUACGACACUCUGACUCACAUUGAGUCAGACAAGAACAUCAUUUGCACCAAGCAAUACCUCUAUGUGGCUGACCUGGUACAGAAGGACAAAGGUAUUCUGCGGAAGAAGUACCAGAUCUACUUCUUGAACAUUGCCACCAUUGCUGUCUUCUAUGCCCUUCUGGUGAUACAGCUGGUGAUCACCUACCAGAUGGUGGUAAACAUCACAGGGAAGGACAUCUGCUACUACAACUUCCUCUGUGCCCACCCACUGGGCAACCUCAGCACCUUCAACAACAUCCUCAGCAACCUGGGGUACAUCCUGCUGGGGCUGCUCUUCCUGCUCAUCAUCCUGCAGCAGGAGAUCAACCACAACUGGGCCCUGCUGUGCAAUGACCUUCAUGCUAUGGAAUGUGGGAUUCCCAAACACUUUGGUCUGUUUUAUGCCAUGGGCACAGCACUGAUGAUAGAGGGGCUGCUUAGUGCUUGCUAUCACGUCUGCCCCAACUAUACUAAUUUCCAGUUUGACACAUCAUUCAUGUACAUGAUUGCUGGACUCUGCAUGCUGAAGCUGUACCAGAAGUGUCACCCAGACAUCAAUGCCAGCGCCUACAGUGCCUAUGCCUGUUUGUCCAUUGUCAUCUUCUUCUCUGUGCUGGGCAUGGUCUUUGGCAAAGGGAACACAUCAUUUUGGAUUGUCUUCUCUGUCAUUCACAUCAUUGCCUCCCUGCUUCUUAGCACUCAGCUCUAUUACAUGGGCCACUGGAAGCUGGACUGGGGGAUCUUCUGCUGCAUCCUCCAUGUGCUCUACAUGGACUACAUCCGGCAGUGCAGCGGGCCCCUCUAUGUGGACUGCAUGGUGCUGCUGGUCAUGGGCAACAUUAUCAACUGGUCACUGGCUGCCUAUGGGCUCAUCACGCGCCCCAGUGAUUUUGCCUCCUACUUGUUGGCCAUUGGUAUCUGCAGCCUGCUACUUUACUUCGCCUUCUGCAUUAUCAUGAAGCUCCGGAGCGGAGAGUGAAUCAAGCUUAUCCCUCUGCUCUGCAUCAUCUGCACCUCUGUGGUUUGGGGCUUUGCGCUCUUCUUCUUCUUUUAGGGACUCAGCACCUGUCAGAAAACUCCUGCAGAGUCAAGGGAGCACAAUCGGGACUGCAUCCUCCUCGACUUCUUUGAUGACCAUGACAUCUGGCACUUCCUGUCCUCCAUCGCCACGUUUGUGUCCUUUCUGGUGUUGCUGACACUGGACAAUGACCUGGAUACUGUGCAGCAGGACAAGAUCUAUGUCUUUUAGCAGGAGCUGGGCCCCUUGCUUUACCUCAUGGGGCCCUGAGCUCCUCUUUGUCACCUGCCAAGGCGCCUCUAUGGUACCAGGGUUGUGAGCCCCAGCCCUGCUGCCCAGCACCAGUGGUGGGAUAGGGAGGUCUAGCCCAGGCCAGACUCGGUAUAGUCAUGGUGUGGUAUUGAGCCUUGCAGCUGCCCUCUGCCAGGGAGGAGGCCUGCUCCCCCAAGACCCCAGACAUUGGCCAAAUUGCUGCUUUUUUUCUCAGUGUUGGGGCCUCCCACAGGCCCCCAUCCAUCCAUUGACUCUCCGUUUAUCCUCCGUUUAUCCAUCUGAAGCGGAGAGGAGGGAAGGUGAUGCCCUCCCCAUUUCAUGCCUUGCAUUCUACCUAUCCUUCCCCUCGUCCUCAGUCUGGAACCCAGAACCCUUUCUUCCUA
Messenger RNA from Fukomys damarensis (Damara mole-rat), 2023 nucleotides. RefSeq names its product SID1 transmembrane family member 2-like. The record is from RefSeq and is a predicted model, not a curated record. Gene Ontology annotation, cellular component: membrane. NCBI's taxonomy places the organism in Eukaryota, Metazoa, Chordata, Mammalia, Rodentia, Bathyergidae.